Messenger RNA from Condylura cristata (star-nosed mole), 3297 nucleotides. RefSeq names its product sortilin-related VPS10 domain containing receptor 2 (gene SORCS2). The transcript is spliced from 21 exons. The coding region runs from base 1 to 3297 and encodes 1098 amino acids. Gene Ontology annotation, cellular component: membrane. The record is from RefSeq and is a predicted model, not a curated record. Lineage: Eukaryota; Metazoa; Chordata; Mammalia; Eulipotyphla; Talpidae.
AUGGGCUCCAGCAUGGCCUCGUGGGCCCAGCUCACCCCCGUCCCCCUGGGCGUUGGGCUUGGGCACACAAUGGGGGUUCAGUGCAGCCACAGCCCAGGCGCCCAGCUGCUGGCCGGGAGUCUCCGGGCUCCUCGGACUCGGGACACCAGCUUUGCCCUGACUUUGAGAUUCGCUGACUCCGCCAAGUGCGCCUGGGAAAGGCUCAGCUGCCCCUCCGCGUCGGUCACCCCGCUGCCCCCAGCAGGUGGACAUGCAGCCGCCUCGUCAAGCGGACCGUCCCUGGGCCCCAGCAGCUACCCCAGGGCUGAAAACCAGACGGCACGGCUCUUGCCACUUCCACAGCCACGGCGGACAGCCACGGUGGAGGAGCCACUGUCCUCAGUCAUCGUGACCUCAGAGGGGAGCCAGGCCGCACUCCCCAGGGUGAGAGCCAAGCCACAGGUCUCGCUCAUCAGCACGUCGUUCGUGCUCAAGGGGGACGCGACCCACAACCAGGCGAUGGUGCACUGGACGGGAGAGAACAGCAGCAUCUCCUGGACCCUGACCACCUCGGGGCGACCCCACUGGGCUCCAGAUCCCAGGUUACAGGACCAGGGUGGUGUUUCCAGCGGCUUCAGGACGCUGGCCACCUUUGGGGAACCCCGAGGACUGCGUCUCCCGCGGCGCCUGGGGGCAGAGCCCGCGCCAGUCCCUCCGCGGCCACGUGGCAGGCCCCCGCUGGCAGCUGUGGCCCUCGGCGUGGCUGCUGUGCCCGACUUCACGAGGCGCGGCGUGUCCGUGCUCAGCGCCCUGAGUCCGUUUGACAUGACUGCCCGCCCCUGGCGCUUCCGGAGCCCGAUCCGGCGGGGGUGUCCGGCCACGGCCCGCUACCCUGCCUGUCCGGCGUCACGGGGGCCGGAGCCGGCCCACAGGGCUGCGCGGUCGCGCUCCCCAAGCCCCCACCCCGCCUGCCCCCCGCAGCCCCCGGUCUCGGCUGCGGGGUUGUGUGUGCGGGGUUCGCUUCUGAAGCUGCUGCUCAUGUUCCUGGGGGGCGAUGGGGAGCUGCUUAGCCCAGAGGAAGAGCCCGGGGUGCUCUGCGCCCCCGGCGUCCCCCAGGUGCCUCUGUCACGGCCCCCGGCUCCCCCAGCUCCCGACAAGUGUCAGCCCCCCACCCGGGGCCUCAGAGCUUCGGAGUGGACAGACGUGGGCUGGACCCACCGGACCCACCAGCAGGGUGUGGCCGUCUGGAGCCCCCGCGGGGUGGCCUGUCCCCCGUGUGAGCACGGGGCCCACCCUAGCGGCUCCUCGGCCAGGCUCUACGUGUCAACGGACCUGGGGAAGAAGUGGGCACUUCUGCAGGAGCGCGUGACCAAGGACCACGUGUUCUGGGCUGUUUCUGGGGUCGACGCUGACCCCAACUUGGUCCACAUGGAAGCCCAGGACCUGGGAGGAGACGCCCUGCCCGGGCUUCGGGCACGUCUGUGCUCCACAGUGCUCCCCGGCCCUCCUUCCACCUCAAUGAACCGCACCAAAUACUACGUCUCCUACCGUCGCAGCGAGUUUGUGCUGAUGAAGCUGCCCAAGUACGCGCUGCCCAAGGACCUGCAGGUCAUCAGCACGGACGAGAGCCAGGUGUUCGUGGCGGUGCAGGAGUGGGACCAGACCGACACCUACAACCUGUACCAGUCGGACCCGCCGGGGGUGAGGCGUGGGGCAGAGCCCUCGGGGGUCCCCGCUACCUGCGGGGGCUCCAGCGGGCUCUCGCCAGCCCCCCGUGUCUCGUCCCAGGUCCGAGGGGUGAAAGGCGUCUUCCUGGCGAAUCAGAAAGUUGACGGGAAGGUGGUGACCCUCAUCACCUACAACAAGGGCCGCGACUGGGCACAUCUGCGCCCCCCCAGCACGGACAUGAACGGGAAGCCCACCCACUGCCAGCCCCCCGACUGCCACCUGCAUCUGCACCUGCGCUGGGCGGACAACCCCUACGUGUCCGGCACCGUGCACACCAAGGAAACCGCCCCCGGCCUCAUCAUGGGCGCAGGGAACCUGGGCGCACAGCUGGUGGAGUAUAAAGAAGAGAUGUACAUCACGUCGGACUGCGGGCACACCUGGCGGCAGGUGUUCGAGGAGGAGCAUCACAUCCUGUACCUGGACCACGGCGGCGUGAUCGUGGCCAUCAAGGACACCUCCAUCCCCUUGAAGAUCCUCAACGUCCACGCCCCGCAGGGUGACCGCUGCAUCAUGGGCCAGCGGCGGAGCUUCCGGAGACGCCGGCCGGCGGCCUGGUGCGUGCAGGGGCGGGGCUUCACGUCGGCGCUCAGCUCCCGCGUGUGCGCCUGCCGGGACUCGGACUUCCUCUGUGACUACGGCUUCGAGCGAGCCCCCUCCUCGGAGUCCGACGCCAGCAAGUGCUUCGCCCACUUCUGGUUUAACCCGCUGGCCCCGCCGGAGGACUGCGUCCUGGGCCAGACCUACAGCAGCAGCCUCGGGUACCGGAAGGUGGUCUCCAACGUGUGCGAGGGCGGCGUGGACCUGCAGCGGAGCGCGGCCCAGCUCCAGUGCCCCCUCACGCCGCCCCGGGGCCUGCGGGUCAGCAUCCGCGGCCAGGCUGUGGCCGUGCAGCCCGGAGACGACGUCCUGUUCGAGGUGCGGCAGGAGCAGGUCGCUGUCACAUCCUCGCCGCCUUCUAGCGGUUUGAAUUACUCGGUCCAGGAUCAAUUCCAGCUCGUGCCUCUGCAGUUUUCCAAGGAGCUGGACACACACAACCCAAACACGCCCGAGUGGAGAGAGGACAUCGGCCUUGUGGUCACCCGGCUACUGGCCAAGGUAGCCCCGCCCGCCAAAGCUGCCAGGGGCCCGGGGGCAGCCCCCAGCUGUCAGGGCAGUCGCUGUCCCCGCUGUCCCUGGUGUCCCCGGCUGUCCCCCCGCUGUCCCCGGCUGUCCCUGGUGUCCACCGCUGUCCCCGGCUGGCCCUGGCCGUCCCCUGGCUGUGCUCAGCUGUGCCCGGCUGUCCCCCGGCUGUCCCCGGCUGUCCCUGGUGUCCCCCGCUGUCCCCGGCUGGCCCUGGCUGGCCCCUGGCUGUGCUCAGCUGUGCCCGGCUGUCCCCGGCUGUUCCUGGCUGGCCCUGGCUGGCCCCUGGUGUCCCCCUCUGUCCCUGGCCGUCCCAGUGUUUGUGCCUCACUGAGUGUGCCCCCUGGGUCAGACACUGGCGCAGGAGACGAGCAUCAGGGUGGGCGCUGCCCUCGGGGCCCUCCAGCGAGGACAGAGGCGGUGCUCACGGCGGGCACCGGCCACGCGCCCUGGACCCCCGGAGAGGACUAG